CCUGAUGCAGCGUUGUGCCUCUGCCUUCUCAGUGUCUUCGUAGAAGUGACCACCCGUCGUGGGCUUUCUUCCGAGGGCCUUGCUUGUGCAUCCCAACUACCAUUCUUAAUACCCUAUGCUGGUCAUCCUUUAGUUUUGACGCGUUCCUGGAGUGCGGCGACCUAGACUUCCAGGACCUCAAGUGGGCCUGCGCGGUGCUCAGUCUCCUGUGUUCGCACUGCGACCGCGGCUCUCCUAGACUUCGGGACCUUCUUAGGAUGACAGCUGCAUCUGAAAACUUUGCGAGGAAGACGCUUCCAAAAUUUGCGUUCGAGGUUUCGUCGCUGGAAGACUGUUCUCAGCAGCUGGAAUCCCUCGUUCACCUACUGGACGUCUUGGAGGCCAUAAAGGAAUUUGUUCUGAAUACGGACACCUUCCUUAGCCUACUACCCUACAUAACGGCGAUGGUUGACUCAUUGCGUGAAUCACAAUUAGGCAUCGACGACGUCUACAAUACGGCCGUGAAGCUGGAAGCGUUUGCGACGAGUGGCGCCAUGCUGGGUAGACAACGUGUGUUGUCCCACCCGGACUUCAGAAGUCUCCCAGUCGUUCCAGCAUCUGAAGAGUUGCUAGCCAGAGAAUUGCCUCAUUUGACGCCUAAUCGUGUCCGUGGGUCGUAUAAUAGCACGGAUAACUAUCUGGACGUCCAGUUUAGACUGCUUCGUGAGGAUUUCGUCCGUCCGCUCCGGGAAGGGAUAAGGGAGUGCGCCCGGGCACAGCAAGUCCGUGGAUAUAGAUACAGGAAAGAAAUAUUCCGCAAGUUGGACGGCGUCAACGUCCAUUUCGGCGUUGUCGUCAUUUCCUCUUCGGUCAACGCAGAUGGAAGGGUAUACGUCGCGCAGUUCGACGCCUCGAGUUUCUCAAAGAUACUCUGGAAGGAAACGAGGCGCUUCAUUCCCGGAUCGCUUCUUUGCUUCAGUAAGGACAACUUCGAGACAAUCCAGGUGGCCACGGUGUCGCGUGCCAGUCAAAGUAUGCUCGGCAGGGGCGUCGUUGAAGUCACAUUCUGGAAUUGUAGCUGCGAAGUCACGGGCCAGUUUGUUGUUCUGGAAAGCAUCGCAUACUUCGAGGGUUAUCGUCAUGUAUUCCAGGCUCUGCAAAACACACACGUUCUUCCACUGGAAAAGUACAUCGUAGGUGCGGAAUCCGUCGUUUUCCAUCCAAGUUACGUGAACAAUUCGACGACGUUCGACGUAACGUGUCUCCUAGAGGCACCUGGUGGUACCCGCCGAAAGGUGACCCUGCUCGACCGAGACAGCUGGCCAAAGGCGGAAGAAGUCCAACUGGACAGCUCCCAACUGGAGGCUCUUCAGUACGCGCUAACCCAUGAACUAGGCGUCAUACAGGGACCUCCGGGAACGGGAAAGACCUACAUGGGUUUGAAGAUUGUUCAGACGCUGCUGGAGAACGACGCCGUAUGGGGUGACGGCCAAGGUCCCAUCUUGGUGGUCUGUUAUACCAAUCGCGCCCUGGAUCAGUUUCUGGGAGGCAUGCUUCAGUUCACGAAACUUGUUACGAGGAUGGGCGGUGGAUGUAAGAACAACGCCUUGAAAAAGUAUCAUGUCAAUAAGAAGUGUAAACGGACACUCGCUGAUCGGCAGUCCUCUCAAGCUCUACGGAAGCACCUUGGACGACUGAAGGCACUUUCAACAUUGUCACAGACCGUCUUUUCCGUACCUGAGGAAGAGGACAUUGUAAAACUGCUUAUGCAUGUCAUGAGCAAGGCGUGCUGCCAGUCCUUCUUGCAAGCGGUGUUCGACGAGCAUUCCUUCUGUCAAGUGUUCAGUGUGUGGUUACGCCUGGAUCAAACGAAAGCACUCUUCGUGAAUCAAAGCAGCAAAAAGGGCACGUCGUCGGUGCACAAAGCUAGAAAGGGAUCCAACAAGCAGGACCUGGACACGAGCUCUUGGGAAGCAUAUCUGCGUAGCACCAUCAAGGAGGGCGAUCGAGCCACAGGAGACGAUCACGUCGAGGACGUUUGGACACUACGAUCUCGAGAGCGCUGGAAACUAUAUCGAUACUGGGUCCACAACCUGACUUCUGUGAUUGACACCUUUCAAACUUCUGAGAUGGUAACAAUGGAAGGUGUGCAAGAGCGCAUGGCGCACUCCAAACUAAUGGCUGUCCUAUCGGUCCUUAGGGCGUCCAAGGUCAUUGGAAUGACAACAACGUGCGCGGCUAAGCACCAGGCUCUCCUCCGCGAGGUGCAACCGCGCAUCGUCAUCGUGGAAGAGGCAGCCCAAGUACUCGAAGCUCACGUGGUGACAAGCUUGGCUCCGCAAACUCAGCAUGUGAUCCUCAUCGGGGACCACCAGCAGUUGCGUCCGCCUACGAAUGUACACGAGCUGUCAAUCAGAUACAAGAUGGACGUGUCGCUUUUCGAAAGAAUGCUUAUCAACGGCGUGGGUGUCAAACAGCUCCGCGUUCAACAUCGCAUGAGGCCGGAAUUCGCCCGCCUUCUCACGCCACGAUUCUACCCUACUUUGGAGCCCCACCCGUGCGUGGAACGAUACGAAGACAUCGAGGGUAUGACCACGAACAUGUUCUUCUUCAAUCACUCCUCCGCCGAGCAGAGAAAUUCUGGCAGAAGCUAUAGCAACGUUUUCGAGGCACAUUUUCUAGUCAACCUCUGCAGAUACCUGCUUGCUCAGGGUUACCAACCUUCUCAAGUCACUUUGCUCACGCCGUACAUGGGUCAGAAGAAGCUUCUAGAGCGCACAGCUAAUACAUAUCAGGACAUGACCGCGGUGGCCAUCACAGUAGUGGAUAAUUUCCAAGGAGAAGAGAACGACAUCAUCCUCUUGUCCCUGGUUCGCUCGAACGAAACCGGGGAAACCGGUUUUGUUCGAGUGGCGAACCGAAUCUGUGUCCUUCUGUCCAGGGCACGUAUGGGGUUUUACUGCGUAGGUAAUAUGACCUUACUGAGCGAGGCGUCCAACUUAUGGAGAGACAUCGUUGACGACCUCAAAUAUCGGGGCCUCCUGGGAUGCGAACUGAAGUUACGGUGCAGGAGACACCCGAACAGCACGGCAGUAGUAAGAACACUCGAGGACUUUCCUAGCGGUCGUAAUAGUUUGUGUAACCUUCCGUGCCCAGCCUCCCUUCCUUGUGGACAUUCUUGUCCAAAAAACUGUCAUAUGGAUACUGAGGACCAUACGCUGAUCACCUGCAGAGAGCGUUGUGGAAAGACAUGUUCCAGGGGUCACUGUUGCAACGGACGCUGCCACGGCCACUGUACGCCUUGCACGGUGCACAUUAAGGUGGAGUUUCCCGUUUGCCACCAUACUUCGGAAGUCCCGUGCUACAUGGCAGACGAGGCGACUUGCACGAAAAAGUGCGGGCGACUCUUGAAAUCCUGUGGUCAUCCGUGUGGCAAAAAAUGCGGCGAGCCCUGCGGUGGAGCGUGCAUCGUAUCAAAUGUUGAGGUAGGUCCAUGCGGACAUCUCAUCGAAGUCCCGUGCAAGAUAUCUGGCUGUAUCGCUGCUAAUCCAGAACUCUGUCGAGCCCGCUACGAGAGACUGCUACAAUGCGGACAUAAGUGUGCAGGGCGUUGUGGUGAGCCGUGUGGCGAUAACCCGUGCAGGGAAGCCGUAAAGAAGUCCUUACCCUGCGGCCAUACGACCACUGCGGAGUGUCGUGAGUUGGCAACGGAUAUUGCAUGCCGGACGAAAUCUAGUUACGUGCUUCCUUGCGGACAUGACGUGGUCCUCGAAUGCUGGCAGACCCAAACUGAAUCAUUUUUCGCCUGCGAUCAGUGUCCGAAGUCUCAGCCAUGUGGACACACAUGCCGCUUCGGAUGCACAAGAGCUUGUAGCCACGUUUGCAAUGCCGAAGUAUCCGCUCUGUGCUCAUCUGGACACACCGUUGUAGUUCCUUGUUGGCAGCAAAAGGAUCCUUCUGCCGUUUCUAGACUGUGCCGUGCACCUUGUCGAGCUAUCCUACACUGCGGUCAUCCUUGCUGGAAUGCCUGCAAUGAACCUUGCGCAAGUACGUGCAACAAGUAUGUUACUUUGGACAGAGCUUGCGGCCACAAAGAUAUCGUUCCGUGCAGUCUGCGGGAAAAGGAAUUUCCUUGCUUAGAACCUUGUCCUUUGUCUCUUGCCUGCGGUCAUCCGUGUCCUGCCGCCUGCUACAAAACCCCGUGUCCAUACCCGUGCCAGCUAUCGUGUCCAAUGUCCUGCCCUCACGGCCCAUGUCCGACUGUGUGUGGCUAUCCAUGUCCACCUUGUGGAGAACCCUGCACGUGGUCGUGUCCGCACUAUCGUUGCGAUGCCUUGUGUUGCGAACCUUGUACACGGCCUCCCUGCGACCAUCGCUGCGCAAGACUGCUGCCCUGUGGCCAUGCUUGUCUCGGAGCCUGCGGCGAGCCGUGUCCGACGCUAUGCAGUGUUUGCAAGCCGAAAGAGUACGAGGAAGCAGCGGGAACGUCCCUAAAUGUUCUCCUCGUAGCGCUCGGAGACUGCGGACAUUCUGUGCCAGAGGAAGAUUUGAGGAGAGCUUGUUCCACAGCCCCCGAGGAUGACCCCCUUUUGUGCCCUAGAUGCUCGACGCCCGCCAGGCAUUGUCUGAGGUUCGGUCAACGUGUCAAGAAGUACAUCGCCAGGAUGAACAGACAAAAGCGAAAGGCUCUGGAUGACAUCCGGAGUGAGCAUUACGGCUAUGAAGCGGUUGCCGGGCAACGCUCACUUGAUGACUACCUCCGUGGUCUCAUUGAAGAGAAGAAACCCUGCGACAAGUGACUUCAAUAGGCCCACUGAACAAACUUGUCUUGCUUUUAUAUAGUGUUUUGGUUUCGAAAUACUGAGCGCUUCGUUGGGCUACUGUAGCCCUUAGUUCUUGGUUUCAAUUUGUCUGUGGUUUCGUUAAAACAAUGAAACUUCAUUCGCGCUCGAGCCCCUGCAGCGAUGUAUAUGAUAUGCAUUCGCGAUAAUCGCCCUCUUCUCUACACUGAUCUCAAUGUCAUAACAAAAUCAGACUUUUACAGAUAAAGAAUAUUUCAUAUCUCCA
Ornithodoros turicata is the source of this 5046-nucleotide messenger RNA. RefSeq names its product NFX1-type zinc finger-containing protein 1-like. Lineage: Eukaryota; Metazoa; Arthropoda; Arachnida; Ixodida; Argasidae. The coding region runs from base 258 to 4778 and encodes 1506 amino acids. Gene Ontology annotation, cellular component: nuclear RNA-directed RNA polymerase complex. Gene Ontology annotation, molecular function: helicase activity. The record is from RefSeq and is a predicted model, not a curated record. The transcript is spliced from 9 exons. Gene Ontology annotation, biological process: regulatory ncRNA-mediated heterochromatin formation.